This is a messenger RNA of Colletes gigas, 1387 nucleotides long. RefSeq names its product meiosis-specific nuclear structural protein 1-like. The record is from RefSeq and is a predicted model, not a curated record. Lineage: Eukaryota; Metazoa; Arthropoda; Insecta; Hymenoptera; Colletidae. The coding region runs from base 3 to 1346 and encodes 447 amino acids. The transcript is spliced from 5 exons.
CGAUGAUUCGAGAGAAGGAUGGGGCGGUUGACGAAGAGAAGAAGAGGAUUCAGGAGCGGAAAACCAUCGAGAUGGAAAAUUGUCGACAAACGUUGUUUGGAAGGAGCGAGAAGAAGCAACGUUUACGUGAAAUACAUAUCGAUCGCAGAGAAGCAACGGAAGCGAUAAAAGUUGAGCAGGAUAAAAAAGCCUUUGAGCUGAAAGUUAGUCAGGGUGAACGUGCACGGCGAUUGGCCGAACAACUGUCGGUUCGUAAACAUUUCGAAUUGGGAGAAUUUUUGGAAAAGAGGAAAGCAAAGUACGCGAGUUUGGUAAAUCGGUCCGUGGAGAAGCUGGAAGCCGGAUUAACCGAGGAGAGAAAACGAGACCGGAAGGCGUUAAAUUUAAACUUGUUUAACGUAUGGCCUUACAUCGAUCAUUUCGACGCGAAACAAGAAGAAGAGAAGAAACUGAAUUACAGAAGAGAAUUGGAAAACCAGCUGAUUGAUAAUCGUCGGAUGCAGCGCGAGAAGGAGGAAGAGAAACACCGGGAGCGCAAAAUAUCGGAGGAUGUUGGAGAAACGUUGCGCAAAGAGAACCUAGAAGCAGAGAAAUCGAACAAGGGCACUGCUCUCCUGUUGCAAGCCGAAAGAGAGGCCUUUAUCAAGGCUAGGCAAAUAUGGAAAGAAAAACGAAAGGAAGUUCUCGGAGAGGAGUACGAUCAGAUUUCACGGAUAAUUGGGAAAAAGGAGGUUCUGCGAAAGGAAGAAGCCCGGCUAAAGAUCGAUACGCGCGCAAAGAAGGACGCGACGAUAGAAACGAUAACGAAUAAGAUCAAGAACGAGGAAUACAAGAAACUGGAACGCGAAGAAAUUACUCGUGAGUUGUAUCUGGCAGAGAGGGAAGAUGAAUUGGCAAACGAGGCGGUAAAGCUAGCGUUUAAGAAAAAGCAAACUGCGACACAACUGUUGCAAGAUAUGGCGAGGCAUCGGAAAGCUGUUGACGAAAGAAAAGCGAAAGAAGAUGCAGUCGAUGCAGCGUUCGGUAGAUAUCUGGCCGACGAACGACGAAAAUUAGAGGAACAGGAAAAGCAAAAAGAGCUUGCUCGUCGCGAGAAAAGUAUACGAUACGGAAACGAAUUAAGAGAGACUAUAACGAGGAAUAGAAUAGAAUAUUUACAAGAGGUUGCGCAUACGCGAUCCGGAAUAGAUCGAAAGGAGGUAAGCGGUAAAGAGGAAGACGGCAGAGUCACGCGGAAAGGAAAACGCGAUGCGGAAGUCUGCGCGAACCGUAAAAGCAAAUGUUACUCGGAAAUGGAUCUUGAAACUUGGGAAGCACAACAAUCGAACAACACGGUACACGCAUAAAUUCUUUCUUUCUUUCUUUCUUUCUUUCUUUCUUUCUUUGU